UCCCCGCCCCUCUCCCUUCCCUCUCCCGCCCCCCCACCGCGGCCACCCAGCGCCGCAGGCCUGUUGGUCGAGCUUUCGCAGUUGGGACUGCGGACUCUGACCGUGUCUGCGCCGGGGCGAUCCGGGACUUAGCAGCGCUCGGCUUGCAGACAUGGGAAAGUCUUUUUCCCAUUUACCUUUGCACUCAAAUAAUGAAGACACCUAUGAUGGACUCACAUCAACUGAAAAUAUCAGGAAUGGAUUGAUUAAUAAUGAAGUCCAUAAUGAAGAUUCAAGAAAUGGAGAUGUCUCUCAAUUUCCAUAUGUGGAAUUUACAGGAAGAGAUAGUGUCACUUGCCCCACUUGUCAAGGAACAGGAAGAAUUCCAAGGGGGCAAGAAAAUCAACUGGUGGCAUUGAUUCCAUAUAGCGAUCAGAGAUUAAGACCAAGAAGAACAAAACUGUAUGUGGUGGUUUCCGUGUUCGUCUGUCUACUCCUUUCUGGACUGGCAGUGUAUUUCCUUUUUCCUCGCUCUAUUGAUGUGAAAUACAUUGGUGUAAAAUCAGCUUACGUCAGUUAUGAUGUUCAAAAGCGUGUGGUAUAUUUGAAUAUCACUAACACACUAAACAUAACGAACAAUAACUUCUAUUCGGUUGAAGUUGAAAACAUAACCGCUCAAGUUCAGUUUUCAAAAACAGUUAUUGGAAAGGCACGCUUAAACAAUAUAACCAAUAUUGGUCCACGGGAUAUGAAACAGAUUGAUUACACAGUACCUACUGUGAUAGCUGAGGAAAUGAGUUAUAUGUAUGAUUUCUGUACACUGAUAUCCAUCAAAGUGCAUAACAUAGUGCUCAUGAUGCAAGUUACAGUGACAACAACAUAUUUUGUACACUCUGAGCAGAUAUCCCAGGAGAGGUACCAGUAUGUUGAUUGUGGAAGGAACACAACUUACCAUUUGGGGCAGGCUGAAUAUCUAAAUGUACUUCAGCCACAACAGUAAAAACUGAAAGAAUUGUCCCUGGAGAAGAAGAAAUACUUAUUAAUGUUUUUCAAAUUUUCAGAGAUGAAGUACUUCCUUAUAGGUCCUAAAUCAAACAAACCUAAAGUUUACAUUCCUGUUUAAAGAGUACAGUUAAAAGUAUGUGGACUUAGCAUUACUACAGCUCCCCAUUCUGUGGUCAUGUUUGUAGCAGGCUCUUUUACUUGACUCUAAAUUCACUGUUUGGUUUUCUUUUACAUCCUGCCCCCAGAGGGGAAAACUGAAAUUUUUCCUUGAAGGACAAUAAAUAAUUAUUUAAAAAUCAGAGCUCUAGUAACUGUUGAAAAUAUAAUUUUAGUGAUGAGCAUAAUUUAAGAAACUUUAUUUCUGAUGUUUUUAUAGAAUUUUACUAAAUCUUCAUGGGAGAAUAUUAAAGAGUAAUCUUCUUUU
Molecule: messenger RNA, 1408 nt
Organism: Condylura cristata (star-nosed mole)
Lineage: Eukaryota; Metazoa; Chordata; Mammalia; Eulipotyphla; Talpidae
Gene: TMEM106B
Product: transmembrane protein 106B
Exons: 8
Coding region: 152-979 (275 amino acids)
Biological process (GO): dendrite morphogenesis; lysosome organization; lysosome localization
Cellular component (GO): lysosomal membrane
Source: RefSeq, a predicted model, not a curated record